GGCCUUCAACCAGCCAAUAAGAAGGAAGAGAGGCAUGUUCAUGGAAAACACAGAUCACUUGAGCUCAGUGACAAUUCAAAGCUGAGUGAGGAACGAUUCUGGCGCUCACAACUCAACUUGUUAAGAAGCAUUGCACGGCUUAGAAAACGCUGAAGAUUAGGAAUGGCGGUCACUAAUUUUCACUACAUUACUCGGAUGAGCAGUGGCUUCAAAGUUUACAUCUUAGAGGGACAGCCCAAUCUGAGGAGUGAAGACAGAUUUCGCCACAUGACGAGCGACAGGGUGCGGAUGCGCCCUGCACAUCCAAUAAAGCGCAAACACAGUUCAGAGAGAGGACGGACACUUGAAGAAAGAAGAGAGAGGGCCCUUAGCAAGAGCCUGUCCAGCGGUUCCCGCAGAUCAUCUGGGUUCAGUAUUCCUGAAAGCCCCACAUCCACAUGGAGCCCAACGGCCAGCCCUACUCACCUGAUCCCCAGCCCAGUGUACUCCACCCCAGUCAUGGACGAGCCUCUUGCCCUAAUUAAGAAACCACGCCCAGAACCAGAGAAAGCAGAAAGCCAAAACAAAGCCACAACAGUCAGACAAAUACAGAUACGGCCAUCUGUCAUCACUUGCGUUUCCUCUGCAACAAGGUCAACCAAGAAAGACUGCUGCGAUCACUCCACUAUUGUUACCCAGCACAGUUAUGAUCACGUUGAAGAGCAUUUCCAGAGGAGUCUCGGGAUGAACUACCACAGAGCCGCCUCCAUCAGCGUGUCUGUAGAUGACCACUUUGCCAAAGCGCUGGGUGAUAAAUGGCUGCAGCUCAAAGCUUCAUCCUCCUCCUGCCAUUCCUCCUCUUCUUCAUCUUCUUCAUCUCCACCCUGCAGUCCAACCUUCAUCCACUCACCCGGCAACAGCCAGAGUCCCAAAAGGGCGCGCAAAGAUUCAGUCAGUCCUUCCACAACCACACCCAACUUAUGGUCUGAGAAAUGAAGAAGAAAAAGAAAUUAGAUGUACAUAUGACAAAACGGACUUAAAAUACAUGUGUAGGCCCAUGUGUUUCUGCUGUAAAAAGCCAAAGGGAGACUGUGCGAUUGUGAGUUGUUGCAACUGUUGUUAACAAUCGAUGAGCAAAUGAGGAAUUGUUCAAUUGUCUUUUAAAGGGAGAUAUUCAAUGUUUGACCGUUUUCGGAUCGUUUCAUUGUAGCUAAGCAUUGUUGGAGUUGGCUUUGUCAUUGGUUUUUUGGUUGCCACUGGUUUUUAUUUGUUGACUGUGAUUGCACUGAUUGUUGCUAAUAACAUUUCAUUGUCUGUUGGAAGCUUUCUUUUGAUAAUAUGUGCAUAUUUAUAUUGGACAGUGUACCAAGAUCUUGUAACCUAACAGGAGCACUGAGCAAAACAGACCAAAAAUUACUAGGUCAAAAAGUUUCAUGUUUUUGUAGAAAACAAAUGCUUGAAAAAAAGAGGUGGGUAAUUGUUUGGCAUCUCUAUAUGGGCUAUUGCUGUUCAUUUCAAUCCAUGUGUAAAUUUCAAGCUUUUAUACUAUUGUACAUAUUUGUAAUAAACACAUUUUUAAAAUGCA
Molecule: messenger RNA, 1564 nt
Organism: Ctenopharyngodon idella (grass carp)
Lineage: Eukaryota; Metazoa; Chordata; Actinopteri; Cypriniformes; Xenocyprididae
Gene: vgll4l
Product: vestigial like 4 like
Biological process (GO): negative regulation of DNA-templated transcription
Molecular function (GO): transcription coactivator binding
Source: RefSeq, a predicted model, not a curated record